This is a messenger RNA of Lithohypha guttulata, 1275 nucleotides long. RefSeq names its product Lyso-phosphatidylcholine acyltransferase (gene TAZ1). The record is from RefSeq and is a predicted model, not a curated record. Bases 1 to 1275 code for a protein of 424 amino acids. NCBI's taxonomy places the organism in Eukaryota, Fungi, Ascomycota, Eurotiomycetes, Chaetothyriales, Trichomeriaceae. Gene Ontology annotation, biological process: cardiolipin acyl-chain remodeling; inner mitochondrial membrane organization. Gene Ontology annotation, cellular component: mitochondrial membrane. The transcript has 2 exons. Gene Ontology annotation, molecular function: 1-acylglycerophosphocholine O-acyltransferase activity.
AUGGUUCUGAUAGAUGACUUGACCAAUCAUCUGUACAAGAAUACAGAAUAUCCUAGCUUUCUCUGGCGCAGCGGUUCCUACUCGGUCCUCCUAAGCAUUCAUGCUAUUUGUCGCGCCGCUCUCUAUGGCCUCAAUAAGACAGAAGUACAUGGUCUGCCACGCUUCCUCGAGUUGCUGAAGGCUCGAGCAGACUACAAAACCCGAACACGUGGUUUAUUGACCGUCAGCAACCACAUCUCUGUCAUCGAUGAUCCGGUAAUAUGGGGUGUCCUGCCUCUAUCAUUCGCUGCUUUCUAUGGCUAUCAGAGUCACAGAUGGAGUUUUGCAAGUCAUGACUUGUGCUUUACGAACACGCCGUUAUCCCACUUCUUCUCGCUGGGCCAAUGUUUCCCUACACACCGCAUCAAGCACUCGAAACAUGGAGGGCUAUUCCAGCCUACGUUUACUGAGGCAAUACGCAUGCUGUCACAUCCGAAGGCGGACUCGGCAAUUGUGAAGAGAAGUGGUCAUUUGUCAUGGCCUCGGAACGCGAUCGACCCUCUCAGUCCUCUUCAACCUCCUCCAGCCUUCCCAUCCCAACCAUACGAUGUUCGCGCCUACAACGCUCCUUCUCGAUACGCGGUCAAUAGCUAUUCUUGGGUGCACAUCUUCCCUGAAGGUUUUAUACACCAGACCGACCCCUCAGAACGCAACGUUCGCUACUUCAAAUGGGGAGUCUCACGCCUAAUACUCGAGCCGGUUGAGUGUCCCGACAUAGUCCCUAUGUUCAUCGAGGGCACAGAUAGAAUAAUGCACGAAAGCAGGACGUUUCCCAGAUUCAUACCACGCAUGUUCAACAAGGUUGUGGUGAGCUUUGGCGAUGAAGUCGACGUCGAAGACAUAUUCGGUGAUUUGAGGAAACGUUGGCGAGAACUUUGUGACAAGGAGAACGAGAAACUCUUGCAAGAACUCAAGCAUGAACCUCGACCUUCGGUACAGUCUUACUACAAUAUACGAGGUAGAGACCUGCAUGUUGAAGAGCAUCGUCAGCGGUUACUGGACCAGUUGUACAAACAGCAGUUGGGCGUGGUCAGUGAAAAGCUCAAAUAUGAUCCAGAAGUUGUUGAAAUGAGGAAAGAGUGUACGAAACGUGUCAGAGACCUUGUGCUGAACGUCAGGAGGGGACGGGGUUACCCCGAUGAGGACCCCAAGAGUGGUAUUGCUGAGACGUGGAAGUUGGAGGGUCCAAAAAGAGAAGGAAAGAUGGAGGAUGACAGCUGGGUUAAAGAGACGUAG